CUGCUGCCCAUCCACCGGAUCUGGGGGAGGGGGGGGGAAAAAAAAAGGAGGAGGGAGGACCCGGUUCCAAGUGGGAAGAAGCUUUUUUUUCGCUGUCCCCGAAGACUGCGGGCGGUGAACACAACUUCGAGCUGGAACCACUCACGUAAAUAGGACACUCGAAAAUGAAGGCAGCUGAUGAGCCUGCCUAUUUGACAGUGGGAACCGAUGUUAGUGCCAAGUACCGUGGUGCCUUCUGUGAGGCAAAGAUUAAGACCGUGAAGCGGUUGGUAAAGGUCAAGGUGAUCUUUAAGCAUGACAGUUCCACACAAGUUGUGCAGGAUGACCAAGUAAAAGGUCCUUUAAGGGUUGGAGCGUCAGUAGAGGUGAAAGGUUCUGAUGGUUGCUCCCAAGAAGCCAUUAUCAAUAAACUAACCGAUGCCAGCUGGUAUACUGUAGUGUUUGAUGAUGGAGAUGAAAGGACACUUAGACGUACAUCACUGUGCCUGAAAGGAGAGAGGCAUUUUGCUGAGAGCGAGACCCUUGAUCAACUGCCUCUGACAAAUCCAGAACACUUUGGUACCCCAGUCAUUGGGAAGAAAACAAACCGAGGAAGGCGAUCCUCCUCUGCUCCUGUCCCUGAGGAUGAAAGGGAGGAAGAGCCAAGUGAAGAUGAAGAUGAUGACAAGAGGCGUCUUAAUGAUGAACUUUUGGGCAAAGUUGUAUAUGUCGAUGAUAAUGGGGACAAGAGAAAGGGCUGGUAUCCAGCUUUGGUGCUUUCUCCAAGUUGCAGUGAUGAAAUCACUGUGAAAAAGGACCAGUGUUUAGUGAGAUCCUUUGCAGAUUCCAAAUUCUAUCCUAUAGCAAGAAAGGAUAUUAAAGAGCUUGAUUGGGACAAAGUUUCAAAACCAGAUCCUAUUGUCAAACAAGCGCUUGAGGAAGCUCACGAAUUCCAUGAGAAACGAAUAGUUCCUGAAAGUUGGAAGGUGGACAUGAGCGUCAUAUUAGAAUCCUCGAGUAGUGAUGAAGAGGAGGAGGAUGAGUCAGAGGAUGAUGAAGGCAAUGAGGACAGGAAACGGGAGCUUUCACGAGGCAGAAGGCUCAUUGUGUGGUCAGAAGAAGAGCUUGACCCAGAGGAGAGAGACAACUUUCUGCAGCAACUCUACAAGUUCAUGGAGGACAGGGGAACCCCUAUCAAUAAACCACCUGUACUGGGCUACAAGGAUCUGAAUCUCUUCAAGCUCUUCAGACUAGUGUAUCGACACGGCGGUUGUGACAGUAUUGACAGCGGUUCUGUAUGGAAACAAAUAUAUAUGGAUCUUGGAAUUCCAAUUCUGAACUCUGCAGCCUCUUACAAUGUAAAGACUGCGUACAAAAAGUAUUUGUAUGGCUUUGAGGAAUACUGCCGAGCAGCUCACCUUCGCUUCAGGACCAUUCAUCACAUGGAACCUAAAGAAAAAUCUAUGGAAAAGAAAGAGGAAGAGAAUGGAAGAUUUUAUCCAAAGAAAAGCCCUACAGCUUUAGAUAAAAGAACAGAUAUUGAACAGAAAAAUGACACUGAUUCCAACACCGCACCUGAAAGUGACAAGGACGAGAAAGAAGUGAGGUCGCCAAGAGGUCGGAGGAGAAAUGCAACACCUGCCAAAAAGGAAGGCAAAGAAAUAAAAAAGGAAGUAAAAGGGAAUGAGGAAAGUAAUAAAGAAAAUGAAGAUGUUAAGGAGGAACAAAAGAAACGGGAGAAGGAGGCUGACACGGGACAGCAGAUGAACAUAUCCACACCCAAACAUAAAGCUGAGAAGAGUAAAAAAGUAGAAUCCGAGGAGGAAGAUGACGACAAGGAAGAGAGUGAGGAUGCACAAAAAGGAAAGGAAGAGAGUGAAAAUGAGGAGGAGGAGGAAGAGGAAGAGGAGGAAGAGGAAGAAGAGGAGGAAGAUGAACUUGAACGAUAUCCAUCUGGGACCAAGGUUAAAGUAAAAUAUGGACGAGGGAAAAAUCAAAAAAUCUAUGAAGCCAACAUUAGGAAUUCUGAACUUGAUGAUGGCGAGGUUAUCUAUUUAGUGCAUUAUUAUGGCUGGAAUACAAGAUAUGACGAGUGGGUGAAAGGUGAUCGAAUUAUCUGGCCUUCAGAUAGAGGUACACCAAAGGGAAAACACAGAAGAAAAGUAAAGAAUAAACAAAACCAUGAUAAGGAUGAAAAGAAAGAAGAGGAUAAACAAAAUAAAUCAAAACGGGGCCGUCCAUCGCUGAAAUCCACACCUACUGCCAAUUCACAACGUAAUUCACCCAGAACUCCUGGUAGCGACGGGAAAAGUGGAACGAGGAGUAUGCGGAAUAAUGUUUCUGAUUCAUCGCCCCUUCUCAAUGGAGUGGAAGGAAAGCCACGGAGACGCACAAGACGUAGUUCAGGGAUGUGUGAUUCAGACAAAGAGUCUGCCAACUCUUCAGAUGAAAAUGAAGUAGAAGCGUCCGUGAACCAAUCUGUAAAAGAGGAGGUUGUUUCCAUAAGUACGGUGGAUGAAGAUGAUGAGGAGCUUGAGGAAAAAAGGCCUCGGGAUAACUGCUUGCAUGAAAUCAGGGGGUUGCAUUGUGUUGAGAACACGGCAUCUUUGAACCAAGCGAUAUCAAGCACAGAGCAAACUGCAGACAACGAUGAGAAAACGAUCAUUCCAAUUGAGGAGGCACGAAAAGAGAUUGAGGAGAGGUCACUAAAGGGCAAAGGAAGGAGAAGUAAGACCCGGGACACGUUGUCGGAAAAUAAUACCAUCCCUGUUAACCACGUGGUGACAAUAAGUGAAAUCAGAAAAGACGUGGAAGAAAUGGAAAGUUCCGAGGCCAAAGAGCUGCCUUUCCCUAGUGCUCCUGAAGAAGAAACUGAAGUUACAAAUACUGGUUUGUCAAAUGAGCUUGGACAUGAUGAGAAGAAGCCAGGGAAAAGAAAAUCUCCCGAGCUUUCAACGCCGGAGAAGAGGCUUCGAAUGGAGAGUGAGGAAGUGAUGCAAACUGCAGAAAGUGAAGAGGUGAACAGAAUAGAAUAUUCCGCACAAGAUUGCAAAGAGUGCAAGACCUUUGAGGAGUUAGAAUUGAAAAAUGAUGAAGCCCCCACUUUAGAGAUGGUGACAGAAGGAUGUGCGAAGGAUGAAUUCAAAGGUCACGGUGAAGAAACCGAAGAGGAUAUUGCGUCAAAAAACGACGAAGACGACAUGAUGCCUCAGAUUGGUCCGGAAGCUUUAGUCUGCCAUGAGGUGGAUUUAGAUGACUUGGACGAAAAAGAGAAAAGUAGCAGUGAAGAUACAGCUGCAGGAAACUCUAGACCCAGUACUCCUGAAUUGGUUGUCACAGUCAUGGCUGGUUCAGUGCCCCAGGUUUUGCCAAUGGCUUCCCCACCACCCUUUCAUCAAGAUGAGGUGCGCAGUGUGAAAAGCGAGAGCGACAUGACAAUUGAAGUGGACAGUGUGGCUGGAGAAUCGCAGGAAGGAUUGUGCGAGAGCGAAUCUGCCAAUGGUUUCGAUGCCAGUACCAGCUCGAGCAGCAGCAUCACAGUUCAAGACAAUGAGAGCAAAGAGAAAGGUCACAAAAGAAUAUGUGACAGCGGCAGUGUGACACCGGCAAAGAAACAAAAGCGGAAUCAUAAGCGGUCAACCGUGUCCAGCAAGAAUGAAAAGAAUGGAACAGGUAAUAGCAGUGACAGUGAGGACCUUCCCGUCACAGACGCCUCCAAUAAAUGCACUCCAGUUAAGAGCUCAAGCAAGUCUCAAAAGCUUGGCAGAUCUCCUUCAAGGAUGACUUCUCCUAACAGCAAAGAUGGGGAUAAAGAGAAAGAUGGACGUGACAGUGCAUCACCCAGGACGUACAAAUGGAGUUUCCAGCUCACUGAUCUUAACAACUUGACAAGUGGAGAACGGAUAUCCUUCCUACAAGAUAAACUGCAGGAGAUCAGAAAAUACUACAUGUCCUUGAAGUCUGAAGUAGCGUCUAUAGACAGAAGGAGAAAACGGUUAAAAAAGAAAGAGAGAGAAGCAGUUACACCUGCAGCUGUAGGUACAUCCUCUGCCUCUUCAGAAACUGGUAUGAGUCCUCCUUCCUCUGCUUCACCAGCCCAGAACAGUGUGGCAGUAGAAUGUAGGUGAUGAAACGCCCCCCCCCCACACACCCCUCUUCCCCCAGCAAUCUGCUGCCAUAACACAAGUGCUAAAAUAUCUUGGAACAUUAGCAUAGGAAGCACUUAGCUGAUUGGACUUGUGUAUUGUCAGUGGGAUUUAAAUGGACCUUUCCCAGUCCUGGUUAACUUCCAGUUCCUUUUAACACUGCAAGGCACAGAGUUGAAUGUAAUUUGAGAUGAGUGGAGAUGAGCUUCAUUAACGACUACUGUCCACUCUAUUACAUGAAAAGGCACUUUGUAGAAACGGCCUCUCAGUGAUUUAAUGAAAUGAAUGUGACCAUUUUCCUCAGAAGACUCGCCCAGAAUAAUAAGUGCACCAGAAGAAAGCUUUGUUGGUUAUGGAACAGAAGAUGCCCACUACGAGCCCAGUCAGCUCAGUUCAUUCGUUGGGUAGUCGUUCCGAUUCAGUCUUAGUUGUGGGAGCAUUAGCAAUGUUGAACUGCCAAAGUACACAUUGAGCAGAGUGCCCUAUUUUGUGUAAUGUGGAAACGAGAUGAAAUAGAUUGUUACAGGAAAUUUAGUUUACUGAAAACUGAAACUAAUGGAGAAAAAAAAGUCUUCCGCUUUUUUGCUGUUGAAUUUGAGCACACUGUUAUGCAAGUGAGAUUUCUUAUUUAAAUUUUUGUAAUGUUUACAGUCCCGUUGGAGAAACUGGUUUUCAGUAGACUAAUUUCUGCAGCAACACUAACUUGUCUCUUUUUAUAUGUAAUUGCAGAGUUUUUAUUUUAUUACAAAAAAAGUUUCAAAAAUAUAUCACAACAAUGAAGUUAUUUAACAGAAAAAUUUCUAGACCUGAGAAUUUUGUGUAAAAUAAAAAAAAUUGUAUUAUCUUGCAACUUGUGAAGUAUAUUUAUUCAGACAAGGCAAUGGACAUAAAACUUGUAUUUUUUAUGUAUUUUUAAAACCAGAAAGAAAAGAUGAUAUUUUCAGACUUGGUUCCGUUUUCCAGGUUUGUUCACUCAUUUCCCAAAAUGCUGCAAACCUUGAAUUACGAUUUCAAUCAUUUUGAAAGCAGGGUCGCCUGUCUUGAAUUUCAUAUCCUGAGCACUCAGUUGUCUAGCUUUAUGGUCACACUGCCUAAUGGUAAAUUGUACUUACUAUAGUUGCCCUAUUAAAGAAGGCUGGUUGGUCCAUUGGUCCAGCUUCUGUUACCGUACGUACCCAGCAAGUUGUGCAACCUACAUAUUUUUUCUUUUUAAAAAGAAUUGUACGAGAAUGGCAAUGACAAAACAAACUACAGUUACCAUUAGAUGGCUGUGAACGUUUUUCAGUCCAUGGGUAGAGCCAUGGGGAACUACUUUGCAUAAUUUGUAUAUAUUUCAACUCUUCCAGAACCAUGUAUUUAAAGAAUACAGUUUGCACAUACAUUGUGUAUAGAUGUGAUUAUUUUAUCAAUUUUUAUCCAUACCUGAACUGUACAUUAAGGAAUUGGUGUCCCUUUCCAAUGUUUGUUAAUAUGCUGUAGAGUAAUAGCGUGAAUGCUCUAGACUGUUUGUAUAUUAUGAUACUGUGGUUCAGAACAGCAGUGGGCCUGAGGUGGAUUGUAAUAGUAUUCCAUAGAACUGCUAACAAAUCAAUGUCCAUUCAUCUUAUGUUUGAUUUUUUUUUCUAUUUCUUGACAGCAGUGUGAAAUUGUAGUAGUUAAUACAAUGGACUUUUUCUUCCACAUUUGUAGUGGGGGAGAAAAAUUUGACGAUGGCUUAAUUUUUUUAAAAGCAGAGCAAACUUUUUUUUUCUCUCUCUUCCACUUGCAAAGCUGGUGUAUCGUAAUGUGAAAUAAAAUGGAGCUCCGUACAGAGUAUUAAUAAAGGCCAAGUUUUAAGAAA
This is a messenger RNA of Callorhinchus milii (elephant shark), 5964 nucleotides long. RefSeq names its product AT rich interactive domain 4A (RBP1-like) (gene arid4a). Gene Ontology annotation, molecular function: transcription cis-regulatory region binding. The transcript is spliced from 26 exons. The record is from RefSeq and is a predicted model, not a curated record. Gene Ontology annotation, cellular component: nucleus. Gene Ontology annotation, biological process: regulation of transcription by RNA polymerase II. Lineage: Eukaryota; Metazoa; Chordata; Chondrichthyes; Chimaeriformes; Callorhinchidae. The coding region runs from base 165 to 4106 and encodes 1313 amino acids.